Molecule: messenger RNA, 2630 nt
Organism: Haplochromis burtoni (Burton's mouthbrooder)
Lineage: Eukaryota; Metazoa; Chordata; Actinopteri; Cichliformes; Cichlidae
Product: metabotropic glutamate receptor 7-like
Exons: 3
Coding region: 33-392 (119 amino acids)
Biological process (GO): regulation of synaptic transmission, glutamatergic; G protein-coupled glutamate receptor signaling pathway
Cellular component (GO): membrane
Molecular function (GO): group III metabotropic glutamate receptor activity
Source: RefSeq, a predicted model, not a curated record
UACAUAUUUGUUUAAUAUGUGCGUUGAAGGACAUGUCCUGGUCAAAAAUGACUCCAAGGUUCCUCACAGUGUUACUGGAACAAAACACCUCUGAGAUGAAACCAUUAACUAACCCCGUUCUCCCCUCUCUCUCCCACCAGCUGUACAUCCAGACCACCACGCUGACCAUCUCCAUGAACCUCAGCGCGUCCGUGGCCCUCGGCAUGCUCUACAUGCCCAAAGUCUACGUCAUCAUCUUCCACCCGGAGCUCAACGUGCAGAAGAGGAAACGAUCCUUCAAGGCCGUCGUCACGGCCGCCACCAUGUCAUCCCGGCUGUCACACAAGGCCAGUGACCGGCCCAACGGAGAGGCCAAGACGGAGCUGUGCGAGAACGUCGACCCCAGCAGCUAAUUUCAUAAUUUAUCAGAGGUCCAGCAGCUAAGAAGAAGUACGUGAGCUACAACAACCUCGUGAUCUAACGGCGCUCCUCCGUCACUGCAGAGCGAGAUGUCUGAUCUCCUGCAAGAAGGACGAGCAACGGGAGAAAAGCGGCGACGUGCAGGACUUUUUCUUUCUCUUCUUUUGGUCUCAUGUGCUUCACCGCCCAUCGGAGACGUUCAGGUGCAAAGCGGAGCGUGGUGGGACGACCUCUGAACUCUGACCCCUCCAGGUCGAGAAAAGCUCCAGAAAUAAAAAUCUAAUUGUUUUGUUGUUGAAGUGAUGCCAGUGGUUGUGAGGUCGAACACGGCGGAUGCAUCGGGCGGCGAUGACUGGGCGGCGCCGAUGGGCUCCGUGCCGCCGGUGAUGUCAAACGAAGUGUGAGCCCGCCCCCUCGUGUCUCUUUAUGUACUUCCAAACUGCAAGUUCUCACCUUCCUGUCCGCGUGUGUAGUUCUUUAUGGCUUAUAUGUCGGCCUCUUUCCGUUGGUUUGAUUUCUGUUGGUUUGUAAGACGGCUGCGGUUGCCAUGCCGACGACAGAUGUACUUUGCUUCUCGGUUUUAUUGAAGCCAUAUUCUUCUUCGCUCGGAGAUUUGGAGGGCUUCGCUCGCGCUGCCACCUGGACUCACAUUUUUAUCCUGCAAACGUGAGAAAAAAAAGCCUCUGAAAACAAAGUUUUUAUGACUCGCUCGGCUCGUUUGCUCCUGACUACAUAUCCCAGAAUGCACUGGGCUGCAUGCAGGAAACAGCUGCAGGGCUGAAGGCAGCAGAGAAUUUUACAGUGCCCGCUCUGGGGGUGUCUGCUGGCAGUUAGCCACUGUGUAGCCUCGGAGCGGUACCUGCACCGUCCUGACCCCAGUCCUCUUACUCCACCCACACCCCUGCGGGUGGAGUAAGAGGACUUAUUUUACUCUUUCUUGGACUUGGCCUGUUCCCAUCAAUCAGGGACCAAACAUGGUUUUAUUGUCCCCCUGAAAAAGACAAGAGGUCGUUUCAAAAAUACACAAUCAUUGAAAUAGACUUCUUUAAUAAACAUGAUUAAAAAAUAUCAUACCUGAGCUGCGUGGUCACACACCCUGCAGCUCCACCCUCAGCCUCUUUUACCAGCUACUACAGCGUUUACCCAGCACAGUUUAGUCAUUAAAAAAUCUUCACGGUGGAAAUCAGAGUUUAAAAAACGGAUGAAAUCCAAACAGUGAAACAGAGUAAAAGAGGUUGAAGCCUUUUGGAGAGUCGUGCUCCAUUUUUAUUUGCUUAUAUGUCGACGAUCUGAUGCUCUGAAAGUUAAAACGAACGACUGGGAGCGCCGAGACCUGCUUUACCCUCUGCUUCCUGUUUGGACCUCAGUCACGCCGGCCUGGAGAUGGUUCCUCGCACGAGCAGAUUAACGAGGUUUAUUCCAGGUGAGAAUCAGCUGAAUGAAGCAAACCGUCAGUGUUGUGGAGAAACGGCGUUUUCAGAGGCUUUGACAAACACAGCAGCAGGUCUGAAAUCUGACCGUUCAGCUGGCCGUGACACGGAGCCAAAACAGUUUUUAAGUGUUUUUAAAGCCGUUCGUGGUCACCUGAUGAAACAUUCCCUCCCCAACAUGCGUGUUCUUCUCCACACACUGUUUGUAGGUGUUUGAUGGCGGCGGUGGGGGUGAGGGGCAGACCCUUACCCCGAGGGAGCCUCCUUCGGUCCAGGCUGAGUCUCUGCUGAUUUCAUGGACUAAAAAAACCAACUAAAGGUGUCGAUGUCGAGGUUGUCAAUGCAUGCCUGAUAUGUUUGAUGUUGAACCAGAAAAAUAAGUUCUGUGCCACAGUCGAUCCCACCUGUCUGCUCCGAAUCGUCCGUUCUUCGGUUCCUCGGAAACGUUCUCGCUCGGCAGAAUGCGGCUUUGUUCGGUUUCUUAUUCCCUGCAGGAGAAACACACGGAGAAUAUAUAUUUAAAAAAGAAAAACACGUUUUAAAAAGUGGAAGCAUGUAUGUUUUCUACUGUUUGUACUUGGUAUAUUCAUGUUGCCCUUGCUGCUUAUGUGCCAAUGUUGUGGGAGAGAUUUACAUUUGGCCACUCAUGCAACUAUUCUGUGGUGUCGUCCAAGAAUGUAUCAACAUGAAAUAAAACAUUUGGUUAUUUUUUUUAGAAACGCCGUCUGUGUAUCCAUGACGACCCUGAAACACGCUCUCGUGUGACCCUUCACAGCAGCUUUGCAUGAUUCACUGUUCACA